AUGCGCUGCAGCAGCCGCCGGAUCCCCCUCUACUCUGCCUACACAUUUAAGAAAAAUGACAGAAAGAAGAGGAUGUACACGCCCUGGAUGUACGAACCACAGCUAUCCACAAUGUCUGACACCGGAGACAUGCAGGCCUUCCCGCGUGGCUACAUGCACAGGAACUUUGAGGACGCCCAGGCGGUGCUGGAUGACUACACCAAUGCCGUCUUCUAUGAGCGUGGCCACCUCAACCCUGACGAGCAACAGGCCGACCCAGACGACAAGGCCUCCACCUACACCCUGACCAACGUGGUGCCUCAGGUCAGAGAAUUCAGCACCGGUGUCUGGAAGGUUCAGGAGCACAUCGUCCGCAGGCGCCUUAACAACUACUGCCGCGGAACCGCCUACGUGGUCACCGGCAUCGUCACAUCCGGGAACAUGAUCCGGCGCCAUAACAUUGACCGCGUGGCGGUUCCCAAGUACCUGUGGUCGGCCUACUGCUGCACUGACUAUGACCACAAUGCACCCUUUGGCGAGCGCUACAAGUUCCCCGCCUUUGCCCACUAUGGCCUCAACGAGAAUGAGAACAACCAGGUCCUGGAGCUGUCCGUCAAGAAAUUGGAGGAGUUCCUUCAGAGGUCCACUUUUGUGGACAAGAAUUUCCAGAUCUUUAUGGACGACUGUGUCCAGCCUCCUUCGGCUUUGCAUUAAGUGGGCUACAUUCAGCAAGAAAACAAUAUGGAACAUUUCUGAUAUACAGUGCCUACAGAAAGUCUAC
This is a messenger RNA of Esox lucius (northern pike), 760 nucleotides long. RefSeq names its product endonuclease domain-containing 1 protein-like. Gene Ontology annotation, molecular function: metal ion binding; nucleic acid binding; hydrolase activity. Lineage: Eukaryota; Metazoa; Chordata; Actinopteri; Esociformes; Esocidae. The transcript is spliced from 5 exons. The record is from RefSeq and is a predicted model, not a curated record. The coding region runs from base 1 to 693 and encodes 230 amino acids.